Messenger RNA from Daphnia magna, 1326 nucleotides. RefSeq lists its product as uncharacterized. The transcript is spliced from 6 exons. Bases 393 to 1100 code for a protein of 235 amino acids. The record is from RefSeq and is a predicted model, not a curated record. NCBI's taxonomy places the organism in Eukaryota, Metazoa, Arthropoda, Branchiopoda, Diplostraca, Daphniidae.
UCGUUGGUCUGAAUGUCUGAAAUUUCGACGAUUUUGGGGCGGGGCACAGUGGUGGAAACUAGAAUCAGAGUCAUCUAUCGAGAGAAAACUGAGUUUUCGACGGCCAUUUUGGACGCUUUUCCUAUUGAUGUAAGAAGCUGUAAGAUGUAAAGAAGCUCUAGAAAUUCGGGAUUGGCGCCAAAAUGGUUGGCAAUUUUGCUGUUCCACAUUGUAAUUCAACAUACUAUAAAAGUGCGCAAAUAAAAAGUGGAAUUGCUUUGUUCUCCGUCCCAAAAACAGCCGUAGGAUUAUGGCAACAGCAAAUACCGUCAAUCGUUUUGACGAACAAUUCUCGUAUUUGGACGCGUCAUUUUGAUGAGAAUGACAUAAAAAGUGUUUCAUGCGUUUAAACGAUGGGUUUUGAAGGAAGGAGCCAUUCCGAGAUAUUUCCUGACACCCACAUUUGCAAUGUGAAUAGGAGAAACAAUUCAAUAGCAAACCCUACUGUCGAUGAAAAGUGCAGGAAGCAUCCAAAUAAAGAAAGAUAUGCCUUUGCGAAGAAGAGCAGCCUAAACAAAAAGAUUUCUUAUGAUUUGGCCACCCCCAUGGAAGUCGUUCCAGAUGAGAACCUUUCAGUUGAAAAGCAGUUACCAGCUAUGGCUAAACAACCUGCAUCAGUAGUCGUAGAAACAAUACCGACACUACCAACAAUGGUGAAAUUGACGCCGAUGGAUGAUGUUCAGGAUCCGAAUACCUCAAAUGAGUCAGAAUUGAACAUUACAACUGAAGAAACCGUUAAUGAAAAUGCAGAAAUAAAACUUUCACAACUAGCACACACCUCAAGUACUUCUCAAUCAUCUUCAACUACAGAUGAGAGUAUAUGGAUCUUCAAACCAAACUUGAUCACGUAUUUCACAUUGGUGUCCCAAAUGGAAUUACCUGACGGUUGGAUAUGGUCAUUCAACCAAGCCAAAAACGCCAUACUUUGCAUUUACACGGACCCAUUAUCUAACGGGAGGAAUUUGUUUGAUUCAGACAAAUGUUCAUCUUUCACGUCCAUUUCACGAUAUUCCAUCAAUACACAAGUAUACCGUACGUUGUCAUACAAAAACUUACCGUGAGGUCCAUCGCUUGCGUUCGUCACAUCUCCCAAAAGGAAAUAAAUAGAAACCACUUUUUAUUCCAGAGCCAACCAGCUUCUGUUCAGUGUCAAAGUUCUCCUACGCACUAAGAGAAUCUCACUGAGCAAUUGUUUCACCAACAAACCAUAAUAUUAAUUAUUCACUAUACACCAAUUAUCUGUGUAUAAAUGUCUGUGAAAACUUAAUAACAUGUUUGUUUAGUUUG